UAGCCUUGUAACAUUACCACAGGCCUGAGCUGGACCUUGAACCUUGAAGUGGCAUAUGCAGAGGCGUGUUCAAGUCUAAUUGCCCAAAGGUGAUGAGAGCCAGCAUUGAGAUAUAUUUAUUUACACAAGGAAUCAUUGCUGCAAAUUCAGAGGACUCUGAGAGCAAGAGCCUAAACUUUAGCGGUGUGUUAAUGAUGCUCUGGCAAGUUGGACUGUGAGUUGGGGGCUGGUAGAUGAAUAUUUGUGGAGCAUGAACAGAGUGUACAGAGUUAUGUCUGGUCUAGUCUGAGACUUUGCCCUACCGUUGAUGGGAUUGAUUUGAUGAGAGAAGAUUUUGACUUGAAGAAGAAAACUGGAACAGAGCUGGUGCUUCACUUUGGCUGAUCUGUAAAGGCAUAACAGAAGACAAAGCAUGUUUGGACCUUGAAGUCAACUCCUCUGAACUUAAAAUCACUCAGACAACCAAAGGCAUGGAGGUUUCUCUUAGUGCUCUGCACCUCUCAUUGUUUGAAGAGGACCAAAAUGGAAAUGACAUUACUUGCGUUAGUGACCCUUCAUCUGAUUCACAAAGGAACAGCAGUAGUCAUGGUCAGACAAACAGCCCUGCUGAUGUAGAGAUGAUCGGGGACUGCGGCAGUGAUCUUAUUUCAGCAACACGCAUCAUUAAAAAUGUGGAUAUAGAAACACAUGUGGCUGCUGUUGGCUGUAUGAAAACUGCAGGUGACAACUGUAACCAGAAUAUGACUUUUAUGAUCUCGGGCCUACAGAAUGGCAGUAUUGAUUCUGAAAGUACCACAGCAGAUGUUCAUGAUCUCCUUGUAAAGAACGGCAGUGACAUUUCAAGGAUGUGCCCCAACACUGAUGCACAGCCUGGCUUUGUCAAAGGAUCUGUUUCUCCAUCGUACUGUAGCUCCAGUAAAAAAAACAGCUCUGUGAGCUCUGGUGAGAUGCUAAUUAGGAGCAACAGUUUUAUCAUUCAUGAAUCCGAACAACUACUCAGUGCCUCGGUCUUGGAGGACUCUUCAGACAUGCCUUCUGACAUCAGCAUGAUGCCUGGCUUGCUGCCUGAUGUUUGUGAGGGUCUGGUUAAUAACAUGCUCAGUGCUACAGGACAAAACAACAAACAUUCUGACUUUGGAGUCACCUUCAUCCAGUCAUGCAAUCAGACAUUCACGAUGGAAGAGGAUGUGUUUCAAACAGUUUUCCAUAAUGGACCUGAGGAAAGCAGAGCUUCACGUUUAGUUGCUGGACUUAAUCAUAUUGAAUGUGUCACACCAGCUAAUAUGAAAAAAAGUCAUGUUGAAGUUGAGAGAGCUACUUGCUCUGUGUCGGCUGAAGGCAAAACUUUCCAAAUUCGAACCUCUGAGGAACUAGACAUUAGUGGUAAUGCCCAGACAUCUACCCCUGUUCAGUCUGUGAGCUCUAAAACAUUUUGUUUUUCAGAAUCUUCUCUUAAUAAAAGUAAGAGUGAUUUUGGGAGUCCAUUGGCCCAAGUCGUGAAGGAGCAGCAAAAUUCUGUCUUUCAGAAACCUAAAUCAUCAUUGACUGCAUCCACUAAAAGUAAUAAGUUAGAACCUAAGAAGUAUGCCAAGCCUGACUUCAGUAAUGUAAGAUCUAAAAUCAUGUCUAAACCCAAAAGUGUCUUAAAGCCAUCAAAUGUGGCUGUUAGUGCUUCAGCAAAUAUAAAACAGCCUAAAAUCCAGUCUAGACCUUCCCAUUCCAUGCAAAGCAUAACAACUCCUACCUCUGUAAUUUCUUCCAGCUCCACUCUCACAUGUGCAAGCCUUAAGAAGGAUAAGAACAAUGUGAUUAAAAGAGCACACUCAUCCACUUGUCAAGAUACUGCACCUGCUCGAAAGUCUCGGCCUCGCAUGUGGUCUGAGACUAUUGGAGAAGUCACAACUAUAAAGGAAUCACAGGUCAGUAAGAUUGAAAGCACCCCCACUAUUGCAAAAAGCUCAUCCGUAGGAGGUUUUCUGAGCCGGACUCGCUUGAACAAACCUGGAGACAGACAUGCUUCUUCUAAAGAGGAAAAAUCAGGUUUACUCAGAAAACCCCAGAAACCCAGUCCAAAGGCAGACUCGUCUCGGCCGGUAGGAGCAGCACUGCGUGAUUGGCACAAAAGUAGUCUUGGCUCCCAGCCAUUGUCAUCCAGGGCAGGAGGUACUUCGCCUGUGCAAACUCCAGCUGCAAAUCUUCGGCCACCACCUCUGUCUGCAUCAAAGCAUAAACCUGGCACGGCACGGAAGAAUGACUGCCCCACCAGUGACAUGCCUUCUCCAUCUCCAAGGAGCAAACUGAGCACAUCUGGAGGUAAUCCAACCAUGCGUGUUACCAGUGGUACCGGAGCCGAGGGUUCGAGGGGAACCGUUUCUAGAUUCUCUCUUACGACUGGCCAGCCACAUUUGUCCACCUCCAAACUUCCCUUAAAGACAAGGACCCAAGUCAAAAGCUUGAGUGCCUUCAGUGGACACACCAAGCCUGGAGACAAGAGAACAGCUUCACUGUCAAAUGCAUCUGUGAUGUGUGCAUUAAGUGUCUCUAAACCCCCUGUUUCAUCACGACCUGCUCGACUUCCUUCUUCUGUUUCAGUUGACAAAACCAAGGCAAAGGGGAGCUCACGCAGCCAGCAGCAGGAACACGCCAAUGGUCAUCCGGACCUGGUGCCACCAGAGACCAAGCCUCAAGGGCUGGAGUACUACAAGGCUCUGUGUGAGAAAAAGAAUCAAACCAUCCAGCAGCUGAAGAACAGUCUUAUUGCCAGCAACCGUAGAUUUGAAGCCUUCGCUGUUGUUGUGCAAACCCUUUACAUACAGAAUGAAGAAUCAGUGAAACGGCGUCAGGAGCAUGCUGUGGAACUGCUCGACCUGCAUGAGGAACUCGUGAACUCAGUGCAGUCAUGCGAGCGUCUGGAGAAAGAGAAGGAGCAGCUGCAUGCUGCCUUCGAUGGAGUGCUGCAGAAAGUGCAGGAGCAGCACCGCCUGGACCUGGCUGACCUAGAGGAGCGCUUGAAAACCUUCUACAUGACUGAGUGGGAAAAAAUCCAACAGUCCUAUCAGGAAGAAGCAGAGAAGUACAAAGCCCUGCUGGAGCAACAGCUGGAGGAACUGAGAUCCAAACAUGAGGCGAUGCAGAAAGAGCUGGAAGAAAGCCAUGAAGAGAAUGUUAAAGGCCUUAAGCAGCACUAUGAAGAAUCUUUUAAAGAACUCAGAAAAUCUCACGAGCAGGAGAUGCAAGCACUGGAAAAAAUGCAAAAAGAAACCGAAUCGAAGUUAACUAAUCAAAUUGAGGAGCUUACUACAGCCAACAGCUACUUUAGUGAGAGGCUGAAAGCAGAAGAGGACAGAAGGAAGGAACUGGCUGAGAAAUGUCAGAAGGACUCUCACACCCUGUAUCUGGAGCAAGAGCUCGAAAGCCUGAAAGUCGUGUUGGACAUUAAGAACAAGCAGAUCCACCAACAAGAUAAGAAAGUGAUGCAAAUUGAAAAACUGACGGAGAAAAAUGUAAAGCUUGAGGAAUGUCUAAAGAAAGUCCAGCAAGAAAAUGAAGAUCUAAAAGCCAGAAUGGACAGACAUGCUGCAUUAUCAAGACAACUGUCUACAGAGCAGGCAGUCUUGCAGGAAUCACUCCAGAAAGAGACAAAAGUGAACAAGCGUCUGUCGAUGGAAAAUGAAGAACUGCUAUGGAAACUACAGAACGGAGACAUGAGCAGUCCACGCAAGAUCUCACCCUCAUCUCCCUCUGUGACUCUGCAAUCCCCUCGCCACUCGGGCCUUUUCUCCAGUCCCCCCGUUUCCCCCAGAUAACACUGGUCAUCAGCUUCCAUGAAGCAGCUUCUCAAACACUUUGCCAGGGACAGAGUUCUUGUCUACACUGAAGGCUAUAUUAGCUGUGUGGGUCCACAACCUGUCACCUGAAGGACAUUGAUCCAAAACGGAUCUACUCUCAGGUGAACCUUGUACAGUUGAAUGACUAUUAUAACUGAUUGCACUGAAGCACUUAAUCAAUAAGGCCACCUUUUUGUAUUUUGCCUUUCACUUCUGAUUUUGGACAAAAAAAAAAAAUCUCAGGGUUUGUACAUAAUUUCUCAUGCCACUAGACUGUCAUAUGACGAUUCGUUUUUUGUCCUUCAUUAUCUGGGAAGGUACAUUACUGGCUUGAACGGCAUGGCAAAAUGCUUUACGUCUUCGGCUUCUAUGCAUUUGACUUGUUUGCUAUCAAGAGAACAUUGACAGCACAUUAUGACUUUUUUCUUCACAUAAACAAAGCUUUACCACUAGCAGCCUUUUACGAGGACCUGUAUUCCAUUACAAAAAAAUCUAAUUCCUAGGAUUAUACUCAUAAAAACUUUCCAGAUGCUACUCAAGAUUCAUUUUCCCAUUAAAUUGCUCUCUUUCGCCCUACACUGGAAUAGCAAGGUAUUAAAUAAUAACUUUUUUUUACCCAAGUCAUUUUUAUACACAAGUGAAUGAAACCAAAUGGACAGAUAUUACUAUGUAGUGUUCCUAGGAAUCAGAAAGACGUACUUAAGGGAUUCAGAUCCAUUCAAUACAUUUUGAAUCAAUAUUUUAAACCUUAUCUAUUACAAAUCCUGUAUUAAAGACACUGUCCCACAAAUUGAAGACUGAUGAACUGUGUAUUCGAUAUCCGAACAUUAGCCAGUCCAAUUACCUGCUACUAAUGAAAAUCUCCUGUCAGUGUUUUAAAUAUGAAUACGGGUUUAGGAUUGUUGACUACUGUUGACCCCUGAUGAGAUACUGGUGUACUUUUUCUGUUCGUCCUUUUUUUUUCUUAACUAUUUUUAUGACCAUGGGACCAACGUAUAUGACUGUUUGUGCAUGUUCAAGUGGCCUCAAGAGGAAACCCAAGUGUUGAAACUCUCCUUAUGCAGCUUUAAGGUUCAUCUAUUUCACAUGUGUGAAUAUGGUUUGGUUGUGAGAGUAAAAGAAAUUGAGUUAAUAUGGAUCUUGGUUGAGUGUUGCUAAGAUAAUUGUGUUAGUAUUUGUGUGUGCAAGUUUAUUGGUGUAAAGCUAAGCUGAUUUUUUUUUUUUUAAAUAUGCAAUUAAUAAAGUCACAUUAAA
This is a messenger RNA of Tachysurus vachellii, 5081 nucleotides long. RefSeq names its product microtubule associated tumor suppressor 1a (gene mtus1a). Gene Ontology annotation, molecular function: microtubule binding. Gene Ontology annotation, cellular component: nucleus; cytoplasm. NCBI's taxonomy places the organism in Eukaryota, Metazoa, Chordata, Actinopteri, Siluriformes, Bagridae. The transcript is spliced from 14 exons. The record is from RefSeq and is a predicted model, not a curated record. The coding region runs from base 471 to 3806 and encodes 1111 amino acids.